AUGCGUGUCUUGCAAGCAAAAUUCACUGGGGCUUGUACAAGCGGCAGCAAAGCCUUUGGAACUAGAACUGUGGUGACAAUUGAUGAUGACAGCGAUGAUGGUGGCAGUACUGAGUCCGAGGCUAGUACUCCGGAGCAAGAGGAUACGGAUAACAUCGGUGACAUGCAUGAGGGUCCCGAUGGGAAUGACAAUUAUGACCACGAUGGGGAUGUUCCUUUCGACGAUUAUACAGAAAAGCAAGGCGGCUCGAAUACCUUUUCUGGGUCUGCGGGUAGCAAUGUGCGCCCUGUUGGUGUCGAGCCGGUCACCGAUAUUGUUGAGGGUUCGGACCUUGUUGCGGCCACUAUCGACUUUGCAGAAAACACCCCUGAGAUUGGUCUAGGCAGCCCUUGCAGAGUCAUUUCCAACCACGCCGCCAACAAAUUCCAGGACACAACAUCCAUGUUUCGAAUCACAAACCCGUUGCCUCCUAUCUUCCAGCACUUCCUUUGGGGAGACCUUGAGCCUGCCAUUUCUCCAGUUCUUCCGGCAACUCUCCGAAGCAACACCUUUGCCUUUCAUGGGACACUGCCUGUUCCAUCCCACAUUCAACCGCUUCUCUGGGGGCCAGAGCCUGGUCCCUUAGCACUUCUUCCAGCGUCCUCAUCUGGUGAUGUAAGUGUUGCCGAGAAUGCCCAUGCUAUCGUUGCUGCCGGGAAUACUACUGCAGAACAUCCACCCGACGCAUCUUGGUUGGAGUGGGAGGAAUCCUUUGUUGCAUUCAUGGCCUUCUUUGAUGGUGGUGUUCAGGUCCUUUGA
Messenger RNA from Prunus armeniaca (apricot), 798 nucleotides. The record is from the annotation of a GenBank genome assembly. NCBI's taxonomy places the organism in Eukaryota, Viridiplantae, Streptophyta, Magnoliopsida, Rosales, Rosaceae.